AUGGAGACUCUGUACCGAGUCCCAUUCUUAGUGCUCGAAUGCCCCAACCUGAAGCUGAAGAAGCCGCCCUGGAUGCGCAUGCAGUCGACCAUGAUGGUGUACGCCCUAGUGGUGGUGUCUUACUUCCUCAUUACUGGAGGAAUAAUCUAUGAUAUUAUUGUUGAACCUCCAAUCGUUGGCUCAAUGACUGAUGAGCAUGGACAUCAGAGACCAGUAGCUUUCUUUGCUUACAGAGUAAAUGGACAGUAUAUUAUGGAAGGACUUGUGUAUAGCUUCCUGUUUACAAUAGGAGGUUUAGGUUUCAUAAUCCUGGACCGAUCCAAUGCACCAAAUAUUCUGAAACUCAAUAGGUUUCUUCCUCUCUUCAUUGGCUUUGUCUGUGUCCUGCUGAGUUUCUUCAUGGCUAGAGUAUUCAUGAGAAUAAAAUUGCCGGGCUACCUGAUGGGCUAGUGCAUUUUGAGGAAAUCAUUGAAUCCUGGAUUGGCUCCUGUUAGUGAAGCUUUAGAGGCUGAGCCACUCCCCUGUGCGAUGAGUAGAAGAGUGAAGAGCAGAGUAAAAGCCACGUUGAGGGACACCCUAGCAAGCAUAUGACCGCUAGGACUGGAAUUCAUGCUAUCAGAGACACGUUCAUUACAGUAUUUUUUCUGAUGACCUCUUCUGAUGUACCAACUAUGUUAAGUGGCAUUUUCUUCUUAGUUUUUUAUUUCCCAAAGAAAAUAUACUCCAUUUCUAAAACUUUGGUAUUGAAUAAAGUGAUUAUUUUUUACAACCCCCUUA
Cricetulus griseus (Chinese hamster) is the source of this 777-nucleotide messenger RNA. The record is from RefSeq and is a predicted model, not a curated record. Lineage: Eukaryota; Metazoa; Chordata; Mammalia; Rodentia; Cricetidae.